Molecule: messenger RNA, 906 nt
Organism: Rhizoctonia solani
Lineage: Eukaryota; Fungi; Basidiomycota; Agaricomycetes; Cantharellales; Ceratobasidiaceae
Product: THUMP domain-containing protein
Exons: 8
Coding region: 1-906 (301 amino acids)
Biological process (GO): tRNA modification
Molecular function (GO): RNA binding
Source: RefSeq, a predicted model, not a curated record
AUGUCCAAACGCCCCUCAGAUGCUAGCCAGCCUGGACACAGGAAAAAGAGACAAAUGCAUUCAAAGGGACAAAUCAAGAACUAUAAAUCAUCUCUUGGGGGGAUUCCUUCGCGCCGAGUCAUCGAUGGCCCUGGAAUAUGGGCUAUGACAGUCAAAGGGAAAGAAAAGCAAGCGACCAACGAGCUAUAUGAAAUCAUUGAAUUGAUAUCUGAUCGACUUUGGCCCAAACCCGUGCCUACGACAGAGGCUGUUACUGAGGCUGACGAAGAGGAAGAGGAAGGUGAUGAAGACAUCGAGAAGCAGCUAGCUAAGGAGCUGUCAGAUAUCAACAAACCAAAACCUAAAGAUUCCACAGACCGUCGAAUAGCAAUAUGCCCAACCGAUACUGCAUGCGUCAUCUAUAUCGCGACCAAACUACCGAUAGAUCCUGUCCAGGUAGUACUUCAGCAUAUGGAACAAGUAACGCAGACAGGAGUAUCAGGAACCAGGGCACUUGUUCGCUUGGUACCAGCAUCAGGCAUUUGUGCAGCAAAUAUGCCAGCAAUUACCCUACUGGCCACUGAGUUGUUUACCAAGCCAUUUGGAGAAGAAAUUGUAGAACCCAAAAAAUACAAAAUUGAGUUACGGGUACGAAGCCACAAGGUCCUCACUCGAGACGAAGUCAUCAAAGGCAUUGCUCAAUGCGUACCAUCGGACAAAGGCCAUACGGUCGAUUUGACAAACCAGGAUACCACUAUUUUGGUAGAACUGUUCAAGGGCAUUUGUACCAUAGCGGUCGUUUCUGACUAUGAAAAGUACAAACGAUUCAAUGUCGUACAAAUAGUGCAGGAAGAGCACAAGAAAAAGGGUGAGCAGGCCGGAGAUGAAUCCUCGCGGGUAGCACAGGCAGCCCCAGUUAAAGCAUAA